AUGGAAAAAAGGCACAAAACAGUGAAUUAUUUUAAUUUGAACUUGAAACGCACAGUCUUGGAUGUUGGAAAUAUAUUAAAGCAUAAAAAAGGAUAA
Chironomus riparius is the source of this 96-nucleotide messenger RNA. NCBI's taxonomy places the organism in Eukaryota, Metazoa, Arthropoda, Insecta, Diptera, Chironomidae. The record is from the annotation of a GenBank genome assembly.